AUUGCACGGGAUUUAACAAGAGUUCAUAAGAGCCACAGCUUUGCAGAGGAAAACUUUUAAACAGAAGAAUAAAUAGCCUACAAUAAAAAAAAAUCAAAAUAGUUCCUGCUGCAAUUUAAAGUGAAUUGUAAUUGGCAAUUGUGGAAAAAAUUGUAUUUAGUUAUUUAGAUGGAUCUCCGUUAAAAAAAUUAAAUAAAGUUUUUUAUGAUAAUAUUAAUAAAAAGCGAAUGUUUGAGACGUGUUGUGGGUCUGGGGCCCUGGACUCCUGAGGCCUGCAGGCCCUCCGGAGCUGACUGGAGUCUCUCCUCCGGGUUUUGGGACAAUCUGAGGGCGUAUCGGAGCGGAUCCGUCCUCAUCCUGCUGCCUGAUGCCAGCUGCAGCGAUGACAGAAUAAAAGGAGCCGUGCGCGGCCUGUAGCUCAGGGGAAACACCGAGCUGGGAGCGAAUCCGGGCCUGCGUAGAAUCCAGACUCCCAGGCCCGAUCAGCCAGGCUACAAAAUAAAGUCACGUGAUCCAAAAUGGGCAGUCCUCCGACGGGGCAGAAAAAAAGCCAUUUUCUGGCGCCGCUGCAUAAUUCUGUCCAAGUGCAAAUAAGUGAUCUGGGUCCGGGAGCAGCGGAGGGAACUUUUGUGUCCAACCAGGUCCCGUCCAGAUGGAGAAAAUGCAGCCGAACCGGGUCAAGAUCACGGAUCUGAACCCGCUUCUCACAUGUCCGCUGUGCGCAGGAUACCUGAUCGAUGCCACGACCAUCGUGGAGUGUCUGCACUCCUUUUGUAAAACCUGCAUCGUUGCCUUCCUCGAGACGAAUAAGUUCUGUCCUCGAUGUGACGUCCAAGUCCACAAGACGUGUCCACAGCUCAGCAUCAGAUCGGAUAAAACUCUCCAAGAUAUAGUUUAUAAGUUGGUUCCGGGGCUUUUCAAAGACGAGAUGAAGCGGAGGCGAGAUUUUUAUGCAGAGAACCGAGUUCUGGAACCGGGCGAAGUGGUGGAGACGUUCAACAUAGCGGAGGAUGAAAUCAUCAGUCUGUCCAUACAGUUCUACGAGAGGAACAACAAAAACAGCGAGAGGCAGCGAUCAGAGCUGGAAGGAGAAAAGUCCAAUGGGAAACGCUUCCUGCAGUGCCCGGCAGCCAUGUCUGUUAUGCACUUAGCAAAGUUCCUCAGGAGCAAAAUGGAUAUACCCAACAACUACCGGGUGGAGGUUUUGUACGGCGACGAACCCUUAAAGGACUAUUACACACUAAUGGACAUCGCCUACUUCUACGAGUGGAGACGAACUGGACCCAUCCCGCUCCAGUAUCUGGUCAAACCCACCCGGAAACGCAGGAGGCUGUCCCAGUCCGCCGCCACCCAGGGCCACUCCGACGGCGUCAACACGAGCCCCACGUCGGAGAGCGACUCUCAGAGCGAGAAACUUCAGAGUCCUGCCGCAGCCCCGCCUCCCCGAGCCUCGUCGCAGUCCAGCCCCGCGUCCCACAAUGCCACGCCUUCCACCCAAAGCUCUAAUGGUGCUGCCGUUCCCAACAACACUCAGCGACCCACGCCCACUUCCAAGCAGGCCGCCAGCACUCGUAAGGUGACUGUCAACGGCACGAGCUCUGGGGCGGGCAAGGAGGAGGCGAGGGGGGGAGAGAAAAGCAGCCUGCCUCCGCCGACCUAACACUUUGAGCAAGGCUGCAGGAAGGACAGUGGUUUGAUUCCCAUGGAGCAAGAAGAGGCUCGAGCUUUCAUCAUUCUGGACACAAACAGGAGGCCGAUUUUGAGCUGGAAGGACCGAGGAGCCAAAUGGACGCUCUGUGUGUGUGUGUGUGUGUGUGUGUGUUAGACUAGAGCCGUGCACACAUCCAUACUGUACAGUAUCUAUCAGACGUCAGCAUGUGUGCAUACAUAUGUAUAAACCUAUCUUUUAUACAAGAUAAUGUAAUCAUUUUGUAUUGUAUAUGCAGUGGGUCCGUUUCAUUUCCACAGACAUCCCUUUGGCUUCCAUACAGCCGGCGGCGAGGUGGUCCACACGCCAACGUCGCCGUGUGGGCUGGAUGUGAAGGAAAGGAAAAAAAAAAACAAUUCUUGCCUUUCAAAGAGUCGUGUUUGUAAGUGUCCAGAGUGAGCAGCAGCUCAUCAGGUAACGUGUACAUUAUGAAAACCGUUGAUGCACUUUGUUAACGUCCCGUCACACAAACCAACGAGUAUUUUCUAGCAGCUGAAGCGUUUCUAUUAACAAGUGGAAGCACUACGAGGAGUCUGACCUGAAAAAAAGAAAGGGAUUUGGAUAUUUUGCCAUGUAUGUUGCUCCAUAGAAUUCAACAUUCCCUUUGUUGCUUUUCAGACAUUUUUUUAAUCAGCCAUAUGUGCAUGUUUUAGGUCAAUAAAAUGUUUACUUACUAGGUUUUUCUGACCUGAGCGUCUGGUUUAUGGUUCAAUAAAUAAUCUUCUUAAAAAGGA
Messenger RNA from Nothobranchius furzeri (turquoise killifish), 2442 nucleotides. RefSeq names its product polycomb group RING finger protein 2. The record is from RefSeq and is a predicted model, not a curated record. Gene Ontology annotation, biological process: negative regulation of transcription by RNA polymerase II. Lineage: Eukaryota; Metazoa; Chordata; Actinopteri; Cyprinodontiformes; Nothobranchiidae. Gene Ontology annotation, molecular function: promoter-specific chromatin binding; metal ion binding. Gene Ontology annotation, cellular component: PRC1 complex.